AAGAGCCUCCAAGCCCAAGAAGGUCUAGCACAGAAGAAGCUAUCUGAGAAAGAGCAAAAAGAAAGACAAAAAUGCCAUCAGCUAUUCCGUCUUAUAAGCAGCGAUAAAGAUACCACAUACGAGUGGUAUAAAGAUCGCGUGGAAAAUCGGGUUGAGGACACCUGUAUGUGGUUCCUGAGCCAUGACCACUUCAAAAGGUGGUUAGAACAAGAUUCUGGCCCUUUACUAGUCACAGCAGAUCCAGGAUGUGGGAAGUCAGUAUUAGCCAAGUACCUCAUCGACCACAUCCUCCCUCAAUCGGCAACCACAGUAUGUUAUUUCUUUUUCAAGGACCAAGACCAUAACACCAUGCGACAAGCACUCUGCGCACUGCUUCAUCAGCUGUUUUCUAAAAGGUCGUCUUUAAUUGAACAUGCUAUAAAAGAAUACCACAGCGAUGGAAAAGGCUUAAUCAACAACACGAGAUUACUAUGGAAGAUUUUACACAACGCUAUAAACGAUCUGCGUAAUACCGAAUCUAUUGUCAUAGUCCUCGAUGCUUUGGAUGAAUGUGCCGAGUCCGAAUUUGACGACUUGGUGUGGAACAUUAAGGAACAAUUCAGCGAUAACCAGAUGGGUCACAGUAGGUUGAAAUAUCUUUUGACCUGUCGUCCGUAUGAGCAAAUUGUAUCAAACUUUCGCAGUCUAUUGAGCACUUUUCCGUAUAUUCGGAUACCGGGCGAGGAAGAAUCAGACGCCAUAAGUCGAGAAGUGGACCUUGUUAUUACACAUCAGGUGGACCUCUUGGCAAAAGACAAACAGUUAUCAGUUCAGAUUAAAAACGAGUUGAAAACAAGAUUACAACAAGCUACCAACCGCACAUAUCUUUGGAUAUAUCUCAUAUUUGACUACCUAAAGAAAACCAACUUCAUAAAAACACAAAAGGCAAUAACGGCUAUUAUUAUGACUCUUCCUGGGACCAUUAACGAAGCUUAUAACCAGAUUCUUAGCAAAUCUAAGGAUGAUUUCAUAACUCGCAAAGCCUUGAAAAUGAAUGUUGCGGUGAAUAUAGAUUUUAAAUCGUCUCGUUAUCUCGAUUUGGAAGAUGACAAAGACUUUGAGACGCGCCUCAGAUCUUGUUGUGGAUUAUUCAUCUCAAUCUAUCACGGUAAAAUAUAUUUCCUUCAUCAAACCGCUCGAGAAUUUCUGAUAGAUACUGUAUUGUCCACAGCUACUUCAACAACACUGCUCUGGCAUCAUUCAAUUACUAUGCGCAGCUCCCAUGCUAUUCUUGCGGAGAUCUGUGUGUUAUAUCUGAAUCUUUUCAACAAUGAUGUCGACCUUUCACCAGAUACGGAAAUGAAUGGUGGCCAUCUUCCGUUUUAUCAUGAGAGCUUUUUGCAUUACUCAGUCGAAUUUUGGAACACUCAUUUCCAUGAGGCUAAAAUUGUGGAUGCUGGUGAUGCCAUUAUCCCUUUUGCUUUAAGGAUCUGCGAGCCGUUGUCUGAGAGUUACUCUACAUGGUCU
Molecule: messenger RNA, 1506 nt
Organism: Trichoderma atroviride IMI 206040
Lineage: Eukaryota; Fungi; Ascomycota; Sordariomycetes; Hypocreales; Hypocreaceae
Source: RefSeq, a predicted model, not a curated record